Messenger RNA from Orbicella faveolata, 1426 nucleotides. RefSeq names its product RNA-binding protein 5-like. Gene Ontology annotation, molecular function: RNA binding. The record is from RefSeq and is a predicted model, not a curated record. Gene Ontology annotation, biological process: mRNA splicing, via spliceosome. Gene Ontology annotation, cellular component: nucleus. NCBI's taxonomy places the organism in Eukaryota, Metazoa, Cnidaria, Anthozoa, Scleractinia, Merulinidae.
UGCAAAUGACUGGUGCCAGGGCUUUGUGUUCCCCAAAGUCUCCGGAAGAAAAUUAUGCAAAAGAUAUAAAAAAGUAAGGAGAAAUUUAAUUCUGGUCACUGUUGUUAUUGCAGAAAAACAAAAGAAGGCCAAGUCAUUGCAAGCAAAAAAGAUUGCAAAGGACAUGGAAAGGUGGGCGAAGUCUGUGAAUGCUGCGAAGACACAACUUGACGAUAACAAGAAAGGAAUUGCUGCUGCUGCAUCCAAAACAGACGAAACCAAAUCUGCUUCAGACGAAGUGUUUAAAGUGCCCUUUGGAGUCCCUCCUAAACUUUCCUCAUCACUGAAUAUUGCUAAGAGCAUCGCAGCUGGUAUGGCAGCAGAAGUCAGGGAUGAUGUAGCGGCGUCCAGUCCACUUGCAGCCUUGACCAUGACCAAGGAAACAAGUAAAACAGAAACGGUUAAAAGUGGCAUAGUUGCCGCAGAAUACGGAGAAGACGAUUCUGAUCCGGAAGAAGACAUCAACGACAAGUUUACCGACUUGAGUAUCAUGGCUUGCUUGUUGUGCAAACGACAGUUUCCAAACAAAGAAGCUCUGGAAAGACAUCAGAAAUUUUCCGACCUUCACAAGCAAAAUUUAGAGAUUCAUAAGAAGAUGGGAAUGACUGAUGAGCAGCUUGAAGCUUACGAGAGACAAGAACGAGAGAACAAGUACCGUGACAGAGCAAAGGAGAGAAGAGAAAAAUACGGCCAGCCAGAAGCUCAGAAAGUUAAGGUACCGUCAAGACGAAGAGGUGGUGGAGGAAGCAUAACUUAUGAACAGCCUCCCGCCGAGCGGAUUGGUGGAGAGAAUAUCGGCAAUCAAAUGUUGAAGGCCAUGGGCUGGACUGAGGGGAGUGGUCUGGGGAAGGAAGGUCAAGGUAUCGUUAACCCCAUUGAGGCAAAAAUGCGGAGUCAGAAUGCCGGUCUUGGGUUGAAAGGAAGCAGUUAUGGCGCGUCCUCUUCGGAUUCUUAUCGGGACAAACUCAAAAAACUGGCACGAUCACGCUUUAACGAUUCUUAACAGAUGUAUGUGGAUUCCCAGCUAUCAAGUGGGCCAAAGUUGUCCCAGGAGUGUCCUCCAGAAGUUGAACUCGAGAAAACGGAGAGUCGGGUCGCCGCGUUAAAAACUUCGACGAAGAACCUGGAGAAAUUCAGAAUUUCCACAGAUAGUUUGAGCAGUCGCGCUCAUGAGAAACGAAAUCUUUGUUCGCUCACUUUCUUCGCUUAGAAUAUGGCCGAAUGGGCAAGCCUACAAGAUUUGCCGUUGUUGGUUAUCUCGUCGUUUUUGUAAGUUAUUGGUUGAAAGGAAUGAGAAUAUUGGGCUCCCUUGUCAUUGAUGUGUAGAUGAGGAUGAACACUGUAGAUAAAAAAAAAUAAAAUUAUUGUAAUAAACAGUGAAAUAGCG